Molecule: messenger RNA, 550 nt
Organism: Hypanus sabinus (Atlantic stingray)
Lineage: Eukaryota; Metazoa; Chordata; Chondrichthyes; Myliobatiformes; Dasyatidae
Product: probable G-protein coupled receptor 139
Exons: 2
Biological process (GO): G protein-coupled receptor signaling pathway
Cellular component (GO): membrane
Molecular function (GO): G protein-coupled receptor activity
Source: RefSeq, a predicted model, not a curated record
CGGGCAGCUGGAAGAGAGGCUGAAUCUCAUAGAGCAUGCUUGAAACAUUUUACAUCGUGCGAAAGAUAUGGUACAUGAUCAUUGCCGUUAUCGGUGUUCCUGUGAAUUUAGUGGCGAUUGUGAUCCUGUCCCGUGGCAAAUGCGGCAUUUCCACCUGCACAACUCGCUACCUGAUGGCCAUGGCAAUGGCGGAUCUACUAACCAUCAGCUUUGAACUCAUAUUAUGGCGGGUCAGUUAUUACUACUUCCCCGGGACCUUACUGGAUAUCACCCCCGUGUGCAGUGUGAUCUCUGCCUUGGGAUUUGCAGCCAUGGACUGUUCUGUCUGGUUCACCGUCAUGUUUACAUUUGAUCGGUUUGUCGCCAUCUGUUGUCAGAAACGGAAAGCAAAGUAUUGCACGGGGAAAACUGCGGUUGUGGUUCUGACAACAACCGGCAUUCUGUUCUGUUUUAAAAAUUUGCCCGACUUCUUUAGAUAUCGUCCUAUGAAAGUGGUUGGCAAUAUACCCUGGGAUUGUAUUCCAAAGCCAGGAUACUAUACGGAUCCCGG